AUGGCAGACUUUGACGCCCCGUCAGGCCCUCCGCCUCCCAGGGUACCCGAAGGUUGGGUUGCCCGCUGGAACGACCAGUACAAGGAGUGGUUCUACGUCAACACCUACACCAAGAAGUCACAAUGGGACAAGCCCACAGCACCAGCCGUCAACCCAGAUGACGGUGCACCAGCCGGUCCUCCGCCGGGCUACACACCUGGUGGCGGUCAUGCGCCAUCCGACACAAAGCACAACCCGUUCGUGAACGAGUCGACGAGGCCCGGCGGGCCCGGCGGCCCCAGCGAAGACGAGCGGCUCGCGCGCCAGCUGCAGGAGGAAGAGAACGCUCGCGCACGUGGUAGCUCGGGCGGCGGCGCCGCAUCGUCCUACCUCGACAACUCGAGCCACCCGCCCCAGAGCCACUCGCCUUAUCCCGACCAGCUGCCUGCUCGACCUGGCGAGGUCAGAGGCAGCGGCUCGAGCGGCAACGGCGACAAGGCCAAGGGAUUUCUGGGCAAGCUCUUCAACAGUGGCAAACAAAAGUACUCUGGCGGCGGCGGCAGCUACGGCCAGGGUGGUUACCCACAGCAGCAGCAGCAGCAAUAUGGCGGCGGUGGUUACGGGGCACCUCAGCAGGGCUACGGUGGUCAGCAGCAGCAGUACUAUCCCCAGCAACAAGGCGGUUACUAUGGCGGCCCCCCGCAGCAGCAGGGCUAUGGUGGCUACCCCCAGCAAGGCUACGGCGGCGGCUAUGGCCAGCAACAACGUCCGGCUAAGAGCUCCGGCGGCGGUAUGGGCAUGAUGGGUGGCGCAGCUCUCGGUGUCGGAGCUGGUGUGUUGGGUGGUGCGCUGAUUGCACAUGAAAUCGACGAGUCGCAAGAGGAGGCGUACCAGGACGGUUACAAUGAUGGCAACGAUGGCGAUGAUUUCGGCGGUGGUGAUGAUUUCUAA
Molecule: messenger RNA, 930 nt
Organism: Truncatella angustata
Lineage: Eukaryota; Fungi; Ascomycota; Sordariomycetes; Amphisphaeriales; Sporocadaceae
Exons: 2
Coding region: 1-930 (309 amino acids)
Molecular function (GO): protein binding
Source: RefSeq, a predicted model, not a curated record